Messenger RNA from Quercus robur (English oak), 1377 nucleotides. Its product is annotated as S-adenosyl-L-methionine:benzoic acid/salicylic acid carboxyl methyltransferase 1-like. The record is from RefSeq and is a predicted model, not a curated record. Gene Ontology annotation, molecular function: S-adenosylmethionine-dependent methyltransferase activity. The transcript is spliced from 4 exons. Bases 87 to 1193 code for a protein of 368 amino acids. Gene Ontology annotation, biological process: methylation. Lineage: Eukaryota; Viridiplantae; Streptophyta; Magnoliopsida; Fagales; Fagaceae.
GCUUAUAAAUUGGGUUCCUCUCCUACGACACAGUCACAGCAUAAACUCACAGAAUCACUCAUCUAUACACAAGAGAGAAGAGAGAAAUGGAAGUUGUUCAAGUGCUCCACAUGAAUGGUGGAAAAGGUGAAACAAGUUAUGCAAACAACUCUCUGGUUCAGCAAAAAGUAAUAUCUUUGACCAGACCAAUCACAGAGGAAGCUAUUACCAAUCUCUAUUGCAGGACCUUGCCAAGGAGCCUAGCCAUCGCUGACUUGGGUUGUUCUUCAGGACCAAACACUUUUUUUGUGGUUACUGAAAUUAUCAAGGUAGUGGAAAAGCUUCGCAAAAAAUUAGGCCAUGAAUCACUUGAAUAUCAAGUGUUUUUGAACGACCUUCCUGGAAAUGACUUUAAUACCAUUUUCAAGUCAUUGCCAAGCUUCCAAAAACAAAUGAGUUGUCAAAUGGGGCCUGGUGCUGGUCCAUGUUUGUUCUCAGGAACUCCUGGUUCUUUUUAUGGUAGGCUUUUUCCAAGCGACAGUUUGCAUUUUUUGCACUCUUCUUACAGUCUCCAAUGGUUAUCUCAGGUUCCAGAAGGGCUGGAUAAUAACAAAGGGAACAUAUACAUGGCAUCUACAAGCCCACCAAGUGUACUUAGGGCAUACUACGAGCAAUUUCAAAGAGAUUUUUCAGUGUUUCUGAAGUGCCGUGCAGAGGAGCUGAUGGUAGGAGGGGGAAUGGUGUUAACAUUUUUAGGGAGAAGAAGUGAAGAUCCAUCUAGCAAAGAGUGUUGUUACAUCUGGGAGCUUUUAGCUAUGGCCCUCAAUGACAUGGUCUCUGAGGGACUCAUAGAGGAAGAUAAAAUGGAUUCCUUCAACAUCCCUCAAUACACACCAUCCCCAUCAGAAGUGAAAUCUGAAGUUUUAAAAGGAGGAUACUUCUCCAUUGAUCGCCUGGAGGUUUCUGCAGUCAAAUGGAAUGAUUAUGAUAGUGAAUUCAACCCAUCUAUUGCAUUUAGUGAUGAUGGAUACAAUGUUGCAAAUUGCAUGAGAGCUGUGGCUGAACCCUUGCUUGUUAAUCAAUUUGGAGAUGCAAUCAUUGAUGAGGUUUUCCGUAGGUACAGGAAAAUUAUUUCCGAUCACAUCUCUAAAGAGAAUACUCAAUUUAUCAAUGUGACCAUUUCCAUGAAAAAAAGUGGUCAUUUCAUCAUAUGAAUGGCUCACGUUAGUGUGGUUUUCAAAUAAUGUGGUAGGUCAACUGGUCUCGUAUUUGUUUUUUUCCUAGUUCUCGCUCGCAAUAGGUGUUGCCAUAUAUUAUCCGCUAGUGCUUUCUUAUGUAAUAAAUAACGUGUAUUUGAAUUGUUCUCAGUGAACUCUAUCUAGUGCCUACAAUUUCUCA